UAUCACAUAACAGAUAGCAGUUUAAAACAACUUUUUUUUGCCGUAAAAGUGCGUCAGGAUAGUAUGAAAUUUACUGAAUGGGAAAUUCUCCAUUCGGCGUUUCGUGAAUCAGUUAGUCCGCAUUUGAAUACCGUACAUGACCAUUUGCUGUUGAUAUAGUGGGGCGAAGCUUCAUUUUGGAUUAAUUAUGAAUAAUUCUGUAACGACUGGUGUCCCCUGCACGACCAAAUCUGGGGAGGUGCAGCUGUUGGAGACGAUCUACUGGAUUGCCCUGAAUUACUUAUACUACGUCGCCACCGUUAUAGGCCUUCCGGGGAAUAUUAUGUCAUUCCUGAUUACCAUGCGUAGUGACAACAGGAGGAUAUCAACAUCCGUAUACAUGGCGGCACUGGCAGUGGUGGACACCAUGACUUUCUUGACGGGCGAUACCAUUGCCGUUGUCUUCGAGUCUGAUCCGGUGAGGAAUUUUCUUGGUGGCAACAUCGGAAAGUUUUUGGAGGUUAUUUGGUACCUGGAGUACUCGUUUGCCAUUUCAUCCGGGUUCUUUCUUAUGGAGAUGUCGGUGGAUCGUCUGAUUGUUGUCAGAUUCCCAAUGGCGGCAGGACGAAUCUGCACAACGGCAAGAGCCAAGGUCACAGUGUUCAUGACCCUCGUGCUAAUUUUUGGUCUCAACUCUAACGUUCUCUUUGUAUAUAAAUACAACUUUGAUGAAAGCACUGGUGUUGAAUCAGUCCAGCCGGAUGUAAAGGGCAAUCCAGCCCUGGAGAUGUUUGGCUCAAUGUUCCAGCUGUUCUUCGGGACUCUCAUACCAUUUGCAGUCAUCAUGUUUAUGAAUAUCUGGAUCAUAAUCACAGUCAAACGAGCAUCACACAAACACAAACAGAUGACUGGUUCAUCUGCUCCCAGCGACGCAAAACGGAAACAGGAAACAAGUCAUCUAACACGCAUGCUCAUACUAGUCAGCAGCGCAUACGUCGUUUGCUCCAUCCCGCUGCGCCUGUACGAGAUGCUGUUUGAUCUCCCGGCUCUAAAGGAAAUUUGGGAUUUUGGCCAGGUUGUCUGGUUCAUGCGUUAUAAGGUUGGGUACAUUAUCCUAGCUGAUAUAUGGAUUCUUAAUUUUGGUGUAAACUUUUAUCUUUAUUGUAUUGGUGGAAAAAAGUUCCGAAAUGAUGCGGUCAACAUCUUGAAAGUCUGCUUCAUGUGCAAAGAAAAAAAGCAUGAUGAUAUUUCAGCAUGUACGCAAUCGGUCAAAAGGAACACUUGAAAUGUCCAGGUUCAUGUAUUUCCUUUCCUAGUCACUCGAUCGUGCGUCUGAGAACACAGCGCUUUCUUGAUUCAAAGACGCAAAUAAAGAUCUAUUUGAAUGUGUAUUUGGAUUUGGGGAUCUUAGGGAUCUUGUGGAACACGAUGAAGUAUAAUGCAACAAAAACGGAUCUGAAACAAUUUUUCUGUUGAUGAGUUUGUAGCGUAUAACUUCACACUUGAGUCGUUUGAGCACGAUCGAUCCACAAAUCAGGGCUCACUCUACAUAUACAGUCUUUCCAAGUGUCUGGUGAGAUUCUGAUUAAUCAUCUCAAACCAGAAUCUUACCAGAAUCUUGAAAGGAUUGCAGAUGUUCAUGAAACUGAAUAAGAACAUAAUAUAAUAAUCUUGUCGGAAAUUUCGACCUGGAAACCAUCCGUAAAGCACUGAUGGCUUUAAAAUACAUUGUAUACAUUAGUGUUACCUCAGUCA
Molecule: messenger RNA, 1734 nt
Organism: Lineus longissimus
Lineage: Eukaryota; Metazoa; Nemertea; Pilidiophora; Heteronemertea; Lineidae
Product: G-protein coupled receptor 183-like
Exons: 3
Coding region: 188-1264 (358 amino acids)
Biological process (GO): G protein-coupled receptor signaling pathway
Cellular component (GO): plasma membrane
Molecular function (GO): G protein-coupled receptor activity
Source: RefSeq, a predicted model, not a curated record